Messenger RNA from Cydia strobilella, 4369 nucleotides. RefSeq lists its product as uncharacterized. NCBI's taxonomy places the organism in Eukaryota, Metazoa, Arthropoda, Insecta, Lepidoptera, Tortricidae. Bases 1 to 4236 code for a protein of 1411 amino acids. The transcript is spliced from 24 exons. The record is from RefSeq and is a predicted model, not a curated record.
AUGGCGACGUUUCCAAAUGAGUUAUUUUUUGCUUCAGCAUCGUUAGCUUUAGUAGUAGCUAGCGAGCAAGCUGCAAGUGAAACUAAUACGAACAGUACGAAAACGUCGGCAUCAGUCGGGCGAAAUGGCCGGCAAUACUACGGCCCCGUUGACCAGGGCCACAACGAGGUAGUCGUCGAUAUCGAGGACGACGAGAAGACCCAGUACUAUGAAACCAAUUAUGAUACCAGCGCAUACGGUUUCGGUUACGACGUGGGCCCGAACGGGCAAUUCCACCACGAGAACCGCGGCCCAGACGGCGUCACGUACGGCUGCUACGGGUACGUGGACCCGGAUGGCGUGCUGCGCGCCACGCACUACGUCGCCGACAGCCAUGGCUACCGCGUCAUCGAGCCGGGGAAACCUGUCGAGGUGUUCCCGGACGAAAAACACGAGUACGACGAAAACUCCGUAGACAACAAACCGAUCAAAGGCCAGAUAAUUCCGUACGAAAAGUUGUACUUCCCGAAGGGAUGCGGCCGCACGCCCGGCGGUGUUCCGGCCAAGCCGAUACCGGUGAAACCCCGCCCUCCGAAGCCGCCCACCGACAGCACUGGUGGGGUGGUUCAGGCGGAUACUACCCGGGCCAACCGGGCGCUCCCGGCGCUCCCGGCGCUCCAGGCACUCCAGGCACCCCAGGCACUCCUGGGAGUCCAGGUGGACCAGGAGGCCCAGGAGGCCCGGGUGGACCAGGUGGCCCUAACGGCCCUAAUGGCCCAGGAGGCCCUGGUGGACCAGGUGGCCCUAAUGGUCCAGGUGGACCAGGUGGUCCUAAUGGUCCCAAUGGACCAGGAGGAAGCGGAUACCACCCCGGAAAGCCCGGACAACCAGGACAACCAGGCACCCCCGGCACACCAGGAUCACCGGGCACCCCAGGAGGACCGGGCGGACCAGGUGGACCAGGGGGCCCUGGUGGUCCUAAUGGUCCCAAUAGACCAGGAGGAAGCGGAUACUACCCCGGACAGCCCGGACAACCAGGACAACCAGGCACCCCCGGCACACCAGGAUCACCGGGCACCCCAGGAGGACCAGGCGGACCAGGCGGACCAGGUGGACCGAGUGGCCCUAAUGGACCAGGUGGAAGCGGAUACUAUCCCGGACAACCUGGACAACCAGGCACCCCUGGCACACCAGGAUCACCGGGCACCCCAGGAGGACCGGGCGGACCAGGUGGACCUGGAGGCCCAGGUGGCCCUAAUGGACCAGGCGGAAGCGGAUACUAUCCCGGACAACCCGGACAACCAGGACAACCAGGCACCCCCGGCACACCAGGAUCACCGGGCACCCCAGGAGGACCGGGCGGACCAGGUGGACCGGGUGGCCCUAAUGGACCAGGUGGAAGCGGAUACUAUCCCGGACAACCUGGACAUCCAGGCACCCCUGGGACACCAGGAUCACCGGGCACCCCAGGAGGACCGGGCGGACCAGGUGGACCUGGAGGCCCAGGUGGCCCUAAUGGACCAGGCGGAAGCGGAUACUAUCCCGGACAACCCGGACAACCAGGCACCCCUGGCACACCAGGAUCACCGGGCACCCCAGGAGGACCGGGCGGACCAGGUGGCCCAGGAGGCCCUGGUGGUCCUAAUGGUCCCAAUAGACCAGGAGGAAGCGGAUACUACCCCGGACAGCCCGGACAACCAGGACAACCAGGCACCCCCGGCACACCAGGAUCACCGGGCACCCCAGGAGGACCGGGCGGACCAGGUGGACCGGGUGGACCUGGAGGCCCAGGUGGCCCUAAUGGACCAGGCGGAAGCGGAUACUAUCCCGGACAACCCGGACAACCAGGACAACCAGGCACCCCCGGCACACCAGGAUUACCGGGCACCCCAGGAGGACCGGGCGGACCAGGCGGACCAGGUGGACUGGGUGGCCCUAAUGGACCCAAUGGACCAAGCGGAAGCGGAUACUACCCCGGACAACCAGGACAACCCGGCACUCCAGGCACGCCAGGAUCUCCGGGCACCCCUGGAGGACCAGGCGGACCAGGCGGACCAGGUGGACCAGGAGGUCCUUCUGAGCCAGCUGGACCGAGCCGUCCCCCAGGUUCCCCCGGACAACCUGGUGCUCCGGGUAGCCCAGGAUCUCCGGGCACACCGGGAGGCCCAGGAGGCCCAGGCGGACCAGGAUACCCCGGUCAGGCAGGACAACCCGGACAGCCAGGAUACCCAGGACAACUCGGCCAACCCGGUAAACCAGGACAACCGGGAUACCCAGGACAGCCCGGACAACCUGGAUACCCAGGACAUCCCGGACAACCUGGAUAUCCAGGACAACCAGGACAGCCCGGCGGACCAGGACAACCUGGUUACCCAGGUCAACCUGGUCAAUCCGGACAGCCAGGAAAACCAGGACAACCCGGCCAACCAGGAGGUCCAAGUCAACCAGGACAGCCAGGUAAACCUGGUACACCCGGUAAACCCGGACAGCCAGGACACCCCGGACAACCUGGUUACCCAGGACAACCUGGCCAACCCGGUAAACCAGGACAACCAGGACAGCCUGGACAACCAGGAUACCCUGGUCAACCCGGUCAGCCUGGCCACCCAGGACAACCCGGAUACCCAGGACAACCAGGACAAACAGGAGGACCUGGUCAGCCUGGACAACCUGGAUACCCUGGACAACCAGGACAGCCCGGAUACCCAGGACAACCCGGAGGACCUGCACAGCCCGGUCAACCUGGCCUUCCGGGACAACCAGGACAACCCGGAGGACCUGGUCAACCCAGUCAACCUGGAACCCCAGGAAAACCAGGUCAACCUGGUAAACCUGGACAACCCGGAUAUCCAGGCGGCUCCGAUCAAACCGGACACCCAGGACAACCAGGUCAACCAGGAAAACCAGGUCAACCCGGGCAACCAGGACAGCCAGGUAAACCUGGUACACCCGGUCAACCCGGACAGCCAGGACAACCGGGACAACCAGGACAGGCCGGUUACCCAGGACAACCAGGACAACCCGGAGGACCUGGCCAGCCCGGACAACCUGGAUACCCUGGACAGCCCGGUCAGCCUGGCCACCCAGGACAACCCGGAUACCCAGGACAACCAGGACAACCCGGAGGACCUGGCCAGCCUGGACAACCUGGAUACCCUGGACAGCCCGGUCAGCCUGGUCACCCAGGACAACCCGGAUACCCUGGACAACCAGGACAUCCCGGAGAACCUGGCCAGCCAGGUGGUCCCGGUCAACCUGGAUACCCUGGGCAACCAGGACAACCUGGACACCCAGGACAACCCGGUCAACCAGGCGGUCCCGGUCAACCUGGAUACCCAGGACAACCAGGACAGACCGAAUACCCAGGACAACCGGGACAACCUGGAGGACCUGGACAGCCUGGCCACCCAGGACAACCCGGAUACCCAGGACAACCCGGAGGACCUGGCCAACCUGGACAACCUGGCCACCCAGGACAACCCGGAUACCCAGGACAACCUGGAGGGCCUGGUCAGCCAGGACAACCUGGACACCCGGGGCAACCAGGACAACCCGGAUACCCAGGACAACCAGGACAACCCGGAGGACCUGGUCAGCCCGGAGAACCCGGUCAACCAGGACAGCCCGGAAAACCAGGUCAAACCGGUCAACCUGGAACCCCAGGACAACCAGGUCAACCUGGUAAACCAGGACAGCCCGGACAGCCCGGAUAUCCAAGCGGUUCCGAUCAAACCGGAUACCCAGGACAACCAGGAAAACCAGGACAACCCGGUCAACCGGGAGGCCCAGGUCAACCAGGACAACCAGGAUACCCAGGACAGCCAGGUCAGCCAGGUGGUCCCGGUGAACAUGGGCAACCUGGACAACCAGGCAGCCCCGGUCAACCUGGAUACCCAGGACAACCCGGACAACCUGGAACGCCAGGACAACCAGGUCAACCCGGCGGCCAGGGCCAACCUGGAUACCCAGGACAACCCGGACAACCAGGUAGUCCCGGUCAACCUGGAUACCCUGGGCAACCAGGACAACCUGGACACCCAGGGCAACCCGGUCAACCUGGAUACCCUGGACAACCAGGACAACCUGAACAGCCAGCCCAACCCGGAUACCCAGAUUCAGAUGGUCAACCUACCGGCACUGGAGUACAACCUCCAUCACAGCCUCCACCGGGCGCCCAAAUGCCGCCAUUCCCGAUCUACGUCAUACCUUACCCGCUGCCCAUCGUCCCGAGCCCUGGACAGUGCCCAUGCUAUCUAGUUAACCCCGGCAAUGACUCUACUGCGGUCUCUCAACCUCCACCUCAGCAACCUCAACAACCUAGCAACCAAGGCGGCUACAAUGCUCCUUAUGGAAUCAUCGGUUUCGUUCCCGUCGUAUUCGUACCAUACUG